UUUUAUCGCGUUGGAUGGGUGAUGGGGGGAGGAGUUACUUGACGGCUGAUAUUUCGGUUACUUGACGGAUCUGGUAAUGGUUUUAUGAUCUCAUUGGACGGAGCCCGAAUCCGAUUCGGCGACGCACCCUGGUUUGUAAGACCUUGGGAGAACCGUUCGAGGGCAAAGGACAGGUGAUCGCUCGACGCUGAUGAGCGCUGCUUGUUGGUGAUCGGAUCUCAUCGUCUUCGUCCUCUUCGAUCCUUGAAUCGCUCGAACAUGGAUUCUUGUCCGUCCAUUAAGAAUGUUCUUCUACUUGAUUCCGAUGGGAAACGAGUAGCAGUUAAGUACUAUACAGAUGAUUGGCCUACACAUGCUGCUAAAUUGGCAUUUGAGAAAUCUGUGUUUACCAAGACACUUAAAACGAAUGCAAGAACGGAAGCUGAGAUAGCAAUGCUUGACGGUUACAUUGUCGUCUACAAAUUCAUUCAAGACUUGCAUUUUUUUGUUACUGGGGGAGAUGAUGAGAAUGAGCUCAUAAUAGCAACGGUUCUUCAGGGAUUCUUUGAUGCAGUUGGCAUUCUUCUUAGGAACAAUGUAGAUAAGAGGUCAGCACUUGAAAACUUGGAUUUGAUCCUUCUUUGCCUCGAUGAAAUUGUUGAUGGAGGGAUCAUACUCGAAACCGAAGCAAGCAUUAUCGCUUCUAAAGUUGCAGUGAAUAGUCUUGACGGUGCCACAUCCCUAUCUGAGCAGACCAUUUCUCAAGCUCUGGCAACCGCUCGUGAGCACUUGGCGAGAUCUCUUCUGAAAUAAUUCCUUAAAAAAAAGACUGUUUUGAAAAGUUUUAGUUUAUUUCUGGAUGAUGUUUUUGUUCUGUGGGAAACAAGAUCAGCACUGGAGCUUGGAACAAUGUUGAACGCUGGUUUUAAUUUGCUCUAAAGAAUGAUAAGAACACUUUUUUGUUGGUUAUUA
Zingiber officinale is the source of this 951-nucleotide messenger RNA. RefSeq names its product coatomer subunit zeta-2-like. NCBI's taxonomy places the organism in Eukaryota, Viridiplantae, Streptophyta, Magnoliopsida, Zingiberales, Zingiberaceae. The transcript is spliced from 6 exons. The record is from RefSeq and is a predicted model, not a curated record. Gene Ontology annotation, biological process: retrograde vesicle-mediated transport, Golgi to endoplasmic reticulum; intracellular protein transport; intra-Golgi vesicle-mediated transport. Gene Ontology annotation, cellular component: COPI vesicle coat. Bases 259 to 792 code for a protein of 177 amino acids.